Molecule: messenger RNA, 1467 nt
Organism: Oncorhynchus keta (chum salmon)
Lineage: Eukaryota; Metazoa; Chordata; Actinopteri; Salmoniformes; Salmonidae
Exons: 2
Coding region: 1-1467 (488 amino acids)
Source: RefSeq, a predicted model, not a curated record
AUGGGUGUGUAUGGGUGUGCAUGGAAGCCUGGGACAGGGCAGGACCAGGGGGCAGGACCAGGGGGCAGGACCAGGGGGCAGGACCAGGGGACAGGACCAGGGGACAGGACCAGGGGACAGGACCAGGGGACAGGACCAGGGGACAGGACCAGGGGACAGGACCAGGGGACAGGACCAGGGGGCAGGACCAGGGGGCAGGACCAGGGGACAGGACCAGGGGACAGGACCAGGGGACAGGACCAGGGGACAGGACCAGGGGGCAGGACCAGGGGGCAGGACCAGGGGGCAGGACCAGGGGACAGGACCAGGGGACAGGACCAGGGGACAGGACCAGGGGACAGGACCAGGGGGCAGGACCAGGGGAAGGACCAGGGGGAAGGACCAGGGGGCAGGACCAGGGGACAGGACCAGGGGACAGGACCAGGGGACAGGACCAGGGGACAGGACCAGGGGACAGGACCAGGGGACAGGACCAGGGGGCAGGACCAGGGGACAGGACCAGGGGACAGGACCAGGGGGCAGGACCAGGGGACAGGACCAGGGGGAAGGACCAGGGGACAGGACCAGGGGGAAGGACCAGGGGGCAGGACCAGGGGACAGGACCAGGGGACAGGACCAGGGGGCAGGACCAGGGGGCAGGACCAGGGGGCAGGACCAGGGGACAGGACCAGGGGACAGGACCAGGGGGCAGGACCAGGGGGCAGGACCAGGGGACAGGACCAGGAGGAAGGACCAGGGGGAAGGACCAGGGGGCAGGACCAGGGGGCAGGACCAGGGGACAGGACCAGGGGGCAGGACCAGGGGGCAGGACCAGGGGGCAGGACCAGGGGACAGGACCAGGGGACAGGACCAGGGGACAGGACCAGGGGGCAGGGAAUUGCCAGGAAACAUGGUGGGGUGGGGGGCAGGAUCAGGGGAGGGCCAGGGGAUAGGGCCAGGGUAAAGGGCCAGGGGACAGGGGAUAGGGCCAGGAGAAGGGCCAGGGAACAUGGUGGGGGGCCAGGCGGCAGGGCCAAGGGCCAGGGGACAGGGCCGGGGACAGGGUGGGGGGCCAGGGGACAGGGUCGGGGACAGGGUGGGGGGCCAGGUGACAGGGUGGGGGGCCAGGGGACAGGGCCAGGGGACAGGGCCGGGACAGGGGACAGGGCCGGGAACAGGGUGGGGGGCCAGGGGACAGGGCCAGGGGACAGGGCCGGGGACAGGGUGGGGGGCCAGGGGACAGGGCCAGGGACAGGGCCGGGACAGGGUGGGGGGCCAGGGGACAGGACCAGGGGGCAGGAUGGGGGACCAGGGAACAGGGCCGGGGCAGGGUGGGGGCCAGGGGACAGGGCCAGGGGACAGGGCCGGGGACAGGGUGGGGGGCCAGGGGACAGGAUGGGGGGACAGGGGACAGGGCCAGGGGACAGGAUGGGGGGACAGGGGACAGGGCCAAGGGCCAGGGCCAGGGGAAAGGGCCAGGGUAUAUAG